This is a messenger RNA of Pan troglodytes (chimpanzee), 1782 nucleotides long. It is a transcript of the gene PGK1, whose product is annotated as phosphoglycerate kinase 1. Gene Ontology annotation, cellular component: cytosol. The record is from RefSeq and is marked provisional. Gene Ontology annotation, molecular function: ADP binding; ATP binding; phosphoglycerate kinase activity. NCBI's taxonomy places the organism in Eukaryota, Metazoa, Chordata, Mammalia, Primates, Hominidae. Gene Ontology annotation, biological process: gluconeogenesis; glycolytic process.
UUCUGCAAGCCUCCGGAGCGGACGUCAGCAGUCGGCUCCCUCGUUGACCGAAUCACCGACCUCUCUCCCCAGCUGUAUUUCCAAAAUGUCGCUUUCUAACAAGCUGACGCUGGACAAGCUGGACGUUAAAGGGAAGCGGGUCGUUAUGAGAGUCGACUUCAAUGUUCCUAUGAAGAACAACCAGAUAACAAACAACCAGAGGAUUAAGGCUGCUGUCCCAAGCAUCAAAUUCUGCUUGGACAAUGGAGCCAAGUCGGUAGUCCUUAUGAGCCACCUAGGCCGGCCUGAUGGUGUGCCCAUGCCUGACAAGUACUCCUUAGAGCCAGUUGCUGUAGAACUCAAAUCUCUGCUGGGCAAGGAUGUUCUGUUCUUGAAGGACUGUGUAGGCCCAGAAGUGGAGAAAGCCUGUGCCAACCCAGCUGCUGGGUCUGUCAUCCUGCUGGAGAACCUCCGCUUUCAUGUGGAGGAAGAAGGGAAGGGAAAAGAUGCUUCUGGGAACAAGGUUAAAGCCGAGCCAGCCAAAAUAGAAGCUUUCCGAGCUUCACUUUCCAAGCUAGGGGAUGUCUACGUCAAUGAUGCUUUUGGCACUGCUCACAGAGCCCACAGCUCCAUGGUAGGAGUCAAUCUGCCACAGAAGGCUGGUGGGUUUUUGAUGAAGAAGGAGCUGAACUACUUUGCAAAGGCCUUGGAGAGCCCAGAGCGACCCUUCCUGGCCAUCCUGGGCGGAGCUAAAGUUGCAGACAAGAUCCAGCUCAUCAAUAAUAUGCUGGACAAAGUCAAUGAGAUGAUUAUUGGUGGUGGAAUGGCUUUUACCUUCCUUAAGGUGCUCAACAACAUGGAGAUUGGCACUUCUCUGUUUGAUGAAGAGGGAGCCAAGAUUGUCAAAGACCUAAUGUCCAAAGCUGAGAAGAAUGGUGUGAAGAUUACCUUGCCUGUUGACUUUGUCACUGCUGACAAGUUUGAUGAGAAUGCCAAGACUGGCCAAGCCACUGUGGCUUCUGGCAUACCUGCUGGCUGGAUGGGCUUGGACUGUGGUCCUGAAAGCAGCAAGAAGUAUGCUGAGGCUGUCACUCGGGCUAAGCAGAUUGUGUGGAAUGGUCCUGUGGGGGUAUUUGAAUGGGAAGCUUUUGCCCGGGGAACCAAAGCUCUCAUGGAUGAGGUGGUGAAAGCCACUUCUAGGGGCUGCAUCACCAUCAUAGGUGGUGGAGACACUGCCACUUGCUGUGCCAAAUGGAACACGGAGGAUAAAGUCAGCCAUGUGAGCACUGGGGGUGGUGCCAGUUUGGAGCUCCUGGAAGGUAAAGUCCUUCCUGGGGUGGAUGCUCUCAGCAAUAUUUAGUACUUUCCUGCCUUUUAGUUCCUGUGCACAGCCCCUAAGUCAACUUAGCAUUUUCUGCAUCUCCACUUGGCAUUAGCUAAAACCUUCCAUGUCAAGAUUCAGCUAGUGGCCAAGAGAUGCAGUGCCAGGAACCCUUAAACAGUUGCACAGCAUCUCAGCUCAUCUUUACUGCACCCUGGAUUUGCCUACAUUCUUCAAGAUCCCAUUUGAAUUUCUUAGUGACUAAACCAUUGUGCAUUCUAGAGUGCAUAUAUUUAUAUUUUGCCUGUUAAAAAGAAAGUGAGCAGUGUUAGCUUAGUUCUCUUUUGAUGUAGGUUAUUAUGAUUAGCUUUGUCACUGUUUCACUACUCAGCAUGGAAACAAGAUGAAAUUCCAUUUGUAGGUAGUGAGACAAAAUUGAUGAUCCAUUAAGUAAACAAUAAAAGUGUCCAUUGAAACCGUGA